AUGGCGACAGACAUUGUAGCGAAAGCUACUGAGGUUCUUCAGCCCAUAUCGGGAAGAUCAAUCGAAGAAAUCCUCACAUCAUAUCCGGAUGACAGGUCUUUGUCUACAAAAAUAUUGGAUCAUCCUGAAGAUUUUCAGAAUACUUUCAUGCUCGCUCAUGAGCAUAAAAUUAAAGUUGAUGGACUUGACAUACGUUCAUGUCACAACAUCCAAGACCCAAAAUCGAACUCAGUCGUUCAUUUGUUUAUACAUGGACUAGGUGGUAAUAUUUGGCAGUUCGAACCUCUUUUUAGAUUACUUGAUCUAAAAGGCAAACUCUUCUUUGCAAUUGACUUACCUGGGUUUGGAAAGAGCGAUGAACUUGAAGAGUACCCUAUGUCAAAAGUAGUACGCAUCAUCAGAAGUUCAUUGCACACAGUGACUGAUAGUCGUGAAUUAGUUAUCGUUGGUCAUUCAAUGGGGUGUCAUCUUGCAAUUCACUUCUAUACCCAGUUUCAAAAGCACGAAACUAUCAAUAAUCUUAUUUUGUUUGCACCAGCCUCUCCAAAUCUCCCUCAGUUGAAUUAUCUAAGUACUCGAGUCCUACUAUUCCUUUUGUUCAAAAUGCCUUUUUUUUUCGAUUUCUAUAGAGCAUGGUUCGAUCAAAGCAAGGGCCUUCAAAGCUCAGGUAUCAAACAGUUCUUUUAUAAAGGAGCUACAUAUCAAAGGCUUUCACAAUUUCAUAAUAAUGUUCAGAUAAAAAGCAGGAGUGUAGUCGGCUACCUCAGAGGCUGGGAACAAAUUGAUUGGACCCAUCUCAAACUAACAUCGAAAAUUGAAGUUAUCGCAGGCGAUAAAGACCCUAUUACACCAUUGGAAGUUGUUGAGAAAUUUUAUACAAUGUUAGGAGUGACUCCUCAGAAGAAAUUUUACGUCUUAAAAGAUUGCUCGCACAAUAUUUGUUUUGAUCAACCUGUGGAGGCUGUUGAUACUUUCAAUAAGAUCAUUAGUAGUCAAGACUAG
Molecule: messenger RNA, 1002 nt
Organism: Lachancea fermentati
Lineage: Eukaryota; Fungi; Ascomycota; Saccharomycetes; Saccharomycetales; Saccharomycetaceae
Source: the annotation of a GenBank genome assembly